AUGUCCCUUCACGCCGCCGAUACCAAGGAUGCUGUCCACGAUCCUAUCGACGAGAAGUCUUCUGGCGUUCAGACCGACAUUGAGGCUGUCUCUGAGCAGGAGCCCGAAGAUAUCAUCGAGUUCGACGAGAAGAAGGAGCUCAAGCGUGGUCUAGAGCAACGGCACAUCCAGAUGAUUGCUCUUGCCGGUACCAUUGGAACAGGUCUGUUCCUUAGUUCCGGCAAGGCCAUCGCCCGAGGAGGACCAGUUGGCGCUUUGAUGGGUUACACCUUCGUUGGUGUUUUAGUGUCCGGCGUUGUCCUUUCAAUUGCCGAAAUGGCAGCCCUUGUUCCUCUCUCGGGCGGCAUCGUUCGUCACGCGGAUUAUUUCGUCGAUCCCGCUCUCUCUUUCGCCCAAGGGUGGAACAGCAUCUACUCUCAAUGCGUCGGCCUCCCUGCCGAGAUUGUAGCCGCAGCGGUGCUUAUUCAAUAUUGGACGACAAUCAGCAAUGGCCUGUGGAUCACCAUCCUAGGUCUUCUCAUCGUCGCCACCAAUUUGUUCUUCGUUCGCUUCUAUGGAGAGCUCGAGUUUGGUUUCUCUAUUUUGAAAAUCAUGCUCAUCAUAGGCUGUAUCAUCAUGGGUCUCGUUAUCGAUCUCGGAGGAGGCCCGGAUCACCAUCGCUACGGCUUCCAGUACUGGAGGAACCCGGGCCCUUUCGUCCAAUACCUCGGCAUUGAGGGCUCACUUGGUCAUUUCCUCGGUUUCUGGACAACCUUCUCCAACGCUGCCUACGCUUACUCUGGUGUUGAGGGUAUCGCCAGCGCUGCUGCGGAGACACGCAACCCCCGUCAGAACAUUCCAAAGGCGGCGAAACGUAUCUUCUUCCGUGUCCUCAUAUUCUACGUCGUUUCGAUCUUUGUCGUCACCCUCAUCGUUCCAUCCAACGACGUGAACCUCCUCUCCAGCACGGGCAAUGCUGCCCAGUCUCCUCUGGUUAUUGCCGCCUCUCGCGCUGGAAUCAGCGUCGUUCCACACAUCAUCAACGCCGUCGUUCUGACCUCUGCUUGGUCGUCCGGUAACAGCGGCAUGCUUGGUUCCUCCCGUGCGCUCUAUGGCCUUGCGCGCGAAGGUCAUGCUCCCAAGAUCUUCCUUCGUGUCAACCGCUUCGGUAUUCCAUACGUCGCGGUAUUGUUCAUCUGCUGCUUCAUCUCCCUCGGAUACAUGUCUCUGCAAGACAGCGCUUCCACCGUGUUCUCGUGGCUCCAGGACCUCGUCUCCGCCGCUGCCCUCGUCCACUGGAUCAUCAUCUGCCUCGUCUACCUCCGUUUCUACUACGGUAUGAAGAAACAGGGCAUCAGUCGCGACGAGCUCCCAUGGAAGGGGCCCCUCCAGCCCUACGCCGCAUGGACGGGUCUCGUCUCCUUCUCCAUCAUCCUCCUCACCGCCGGCUACGCCGUCUUCAUCAAGGGCGACUGGGACACCGAGACGUUCUUCUCCGCAUACUUCAACAUCCCGCUCAUCUUUGUGCUGUACUUUGGCUACAAGUUCUCAAGGAAGACGAAGAUUGUGGCUUUGGAGGAUAUCCCGAUCCGACAUUUCUUGGACCUGGCUCGCGACAACCCGGAGCCUCCUAUCAAGUCGCCCAAGGGGUGGAGGAGGCUGAAUAUCUUGUGGUCUUAG
Messenger RNA from Stereum hirsutum FP-91666 SS1, 1659 nucleotides. RefSeq lists its product as uncharacterized. Gene Ontology annotation, biological process: amino acid transmembrane transport. Gene Ontology annotation, molecular function: amino acid transmembrane transporter activity. NCBI's taxonomy places the organism in Eukaryota, Fungi, Basidiomycota, Agaricomycetes, Russulales, Stereaceae. The transcript has 9 exons. The record is from RefSeq and is a predicted model, not a curated record. Bases 1 to 1659 code for a protein of 552 amino acids. Gene Ontology annotation, cellular component: membrane.